Messenger RNA from Etheostoma cragini (Arkansas darter), 4159 nucleotides. It is a transcript of the gene lrrtm4l2, whose product is annotated as leucine rich repeat transmembrane neuronal 4 like 2. The coding region runs from base 340 to 1962 and encodes 540 amino acids. The transcript is spliced from 2 exons. Gene Ontology annotation, molecular function: protein binding. The record is from RefSeq and is a predicted model, not a curated record. NCBI's taxonomy places the organism in Eukaryota, Metazoa, Chordata, Actinopteri, Perciformes, Percidae.
AGAGAGAGACUGCAUGGAGUGCAGGAUCAGUCUAUUGGCGCUCAAAUGGGUUAUUGCGCACACGGCGGGCUGAACUAUAGCGGCCACUCCAACUACGACCCAAGUGUGAGGGCGUCUUGUUUCCCCGCGGUAGACCCACCCCCACACGCACACACUCAGGGGGGCAUGCACCGCUGCACAAAACUUGCGUAUUUGAUUUUAGGUUGUCUAAAUUGAAGACAUAAGUGAUGCUCGGUAUGUGGAUCGAGUCUGAGGCUGCAUGAACAACGAUUUUUUGCCAUCAGAGAGCAGUUUAAUGUGCUCUUUAUUCCAGGAGGAUUACACCUUUCCUCAGUAACGAUGGGUUCUGUGAUGUUGGACUGGAGAAUAUCAUGUCUUCUUCUGCAGGCAGCUGUUCUGCUGCUGCUCAGCAAGGGGGAGAGGAUGUGCCCUGCGAGUUGUCGCUGUGAAGGAAAGAUUGUUUAUUGCGAGUCGGGAAUCUUCCAAGCCAUCCCAGAAAACAUCACCACGGGGUGCCAAGGUCUGUCUCUGCGCUACAACAGCCUGCUGGUUCUGUUGCCGUACCAGUUCGCUCACCUUAAUCAGCUUAUCUGGCUUUAUUUGGACCACAAUUCCAUCAGAGAUAUAGACGCUUUAGCUUUUCAUGGUGUGCGCAGGCUCAAAGAACUCAUCCUCAGCUCCAACAAAAUAACUCAUCUGCACAACAACACAUUCAGCGCCAUACCAAACCUGCGGAAUCUGGACUUAUCCUACAAUCAGCUGCAGUCUUUGCAGCCAGGGCAUUUUUAUGGUCUGCGUAAGCUACAAAAUCUCCACCUUCGAUCUAAUGGCCUGAAACAGAUCAUCAUCCGUACGUUUCUGGAAUGCCGCAGCCUGGAGUUUCUGGACUUGGGUUACAAUCGCUUGCGGAGCCUCACCCGCACAACCUUCUUAGGGCUGUUCAAGUUGAAAGAACUUCAUUUAGAGCACAAUCAAUUUUCCAGGAUUAAUUUCUUCAUUUUCCCGCGCCUUACAAACCUCCAGGCUCUUUAUUUGCAAUGGAACCGCAUACGAUCCAUCAAUCAAGGCGUGCCUUGGACCUGGCACAAACUACAGAAAUUGGACCUGUCAGGAAAUGAAAUCCAGAUCUUGGACCCGGCGGUUUUCCAGUGUAUGCCAAACUUACAAAUACUCAAUCUCGAAUCGAACAAGCUCAAUAGCGUGCCUGUGAAAGCCGUGGCAGCAUGGACCUCGCUAACCACCGUUAGCCUUGCAGGUAACGCGUGGGACUGCAGCCCCAGCAUCUGCCCGCUCAUGGGAUGGCUCCGAGGCUUCAAAGACUCCAAAGACAUCAGCAUGAUAUGCAGCAGCCCAAAGUCUGUGCAGGGCGAACGAGUCGUGGAUGUAGUGAUGAAUCACUCGACGUGUGUGGAUGUGUCAAAGGAUUUCUCAACCACCGCUCUCAUCGUUCUGACUCCCACCCAAGUUGUAAACAACGCAACCUACCUCUUUCCCUCUGGUGUUACAUACCCUGGGACUGAGUCACCUGUACAGAGGGUAACCUCUUGGCUUGUCCGUCCAAAUGGGACAAACAGGAAGACAACAGGGCCCACAAACAUGAGCUCCACAUCGCCCAUCUCCCCUGAACCCCCUACAUCGUUUAUCCCAGAGCUACAGUUUGAACAUAUGGCUUUCCAUAAAAUCAUUGCAGGCAGCGUAGCCCUGUUCCUGUCAGUGGCAUUGAUCCUCCUGGUUAUUUAUGUGUCCUGGAGGCGCUACCCCAACACCAUGAGGCAGCUGCAGCAGCACUCAGUCAACCAUAAGCGCAGGAAAAAGGCUCGCAAGCAGGAACAGGACCUUAACUCUCAGUUGCAAGAGUACUACCUUAGCUACCACUCAAACUCCGAGACAAUGGACUCUUUGGUAAACGAGACAAGGCCGUGCACAUGCACUAUUUCAGGAUCCAUCGAAUGUGAGGUGUGAGGUGGCAAUUCCACCUUAUGGGACUCAAAGUACAAUUGCUUAGCAGAGGUAAAUGGUUUUUCCACAAGAUAAAGUGUUUCUUUCUCCAUUGUGAGAUGAUAGAUUCUGCAGCACUGAAGGAAAUACUUGGGGGCACAGUACAAUACCACGAUGUGCACAGAGGCAAAGACUACAAUGGAGAGAUAUAUUUGGAGCUAAUUGUCACUCUGACUGACACCUGAACAGUUGCGGGGUCAGCCAGGUUAGCUGUGUACCAUCUGUAGUAACGCCUGAACCUCUGCUGCAGUAGAUGUCCGCUCUGUAGAGAGACUGACCUUAUUCUUAGUCAAACUAUGUUGCCAUAGAACAUUCAAACCAACAAAGCCACUUUUUAUUUGCUAGUAUUGAUUUUUCUUAUAUGGCUUGUGAAACAUUUGGGAUGUAUGUGUGCAUUUCCGAGUGUGUAUGUGUGUGUGUUAGGGAGAUGAUCUGACUCUCUCCUGGUUUACCGACUUCUGGUUGGAAGAGUUACAGUGUUGCAUCUUAUUCUCAUAAAAUACUAGGGAUGUAACAAUGCAUCGUGAACCAGUAACAAAUCGAUAUACAGUAUAUGUGUAAUGAUUACAACCGUUUUUGUUUUUUUUAUGAAACGCAAUGCAAUGUUUGAACAGCCUAGGGCAAAACCUCCUCUUGACUUCACUUGUUUGACUUUAGAGUUCAGUAAUUCUUCUUAGUUAAUUUAUUUGAAGAUUUUUAUAGAAAAAACACAUUAAUAAUUCCGUAUUUCAAUUUUUUUUAUUUAAGAUAAAAUACAAUUUCAGUUUUGCACUUUUGAUAAGAGUACACGUCUGUUUUUUUGCACAUUUUUAUAUAAAUAAAGGAAUAUUUUCCAGUCAUUUGUCCGCGGCUCAUUCUGUUGAAAAAAAGAAUUUGAGAAAAUCGUAUUGUGAACUUAGGGUCGUCAUCGUAUCGAAUUGUGAGUUGAGUGUAUCGUUACAUCCCUACAAGAUACUAUGUCUCCAGUCAAACUGUUCUGCAUUUGAUGUUGCAGAAACUAGAAGUAACACGACCAAACAAAGUGGGGGAGCAAUCGCCCUGAGAUCUUUUGCAUGAACGAAUUUUCUUUCUUCAAGAUGCUCCUCUCUCUUAUUACAUGAUCAGUUCCAAUUGAUUGAUAAAGUUAAAUUUGGGUCAAUUGUGUUACAUGCCAAUCAAACUAACUAUAUUUAGGUCUAAUCUCAGGACUGAUGUUUACCAAGCUGUAAAAAUCUGUCGACUCCAGUGAAGGCCUGGUGUGUCAAACGUAAUGGUGUUCAUUUUCAUAAACAUUUUUGUAUUGAUUAUUCCUAUCAUUCUGAUGAUGCAUUGAUUGUGUAAAGACAUAACAAUAUGGUAAUUAGGCAUUCUAUGUGAAGAUGACUGUAUAAUUAAAAGAAACACUUGACAAUUGAUAAAACAUUGUGGUCGAUGAGAAUAUUGACAGAGUGAAAAGAAAUCCUUUCUCUAAAACCAUGCAUUGUGCUCUUGAUGUCAUACAACUCAUUGGAUUUGCUGUGGCAUGCGAGGGGAGCUGACAUAUUUUCCAUCAUGUAUCUUGUUUUCUGGCUCUCUUCUCUUCUCUCCUAUCCUUGCACACCAGUAUUGACAACAGUAUUGAUUGUAUCACCUCAAACUCAGCGUACAGGGGGCUGAGCUGUUUUGUACUCUCGUUUUUUUUCCGUAAACAGGUUUGCUUUUAGUGCAAGUGGUGCCCAAGAAGGCAAUACCUUUUUUGUGCUUGUACAUGAGACAAAAAAGAUAUUCCAGUCACUGGCACAAAAAAACAGAUUAAGAAUCUGUCUUUUAUAUAACCAUGUAUUCUCUGUCGGUUGGAAAUAUUCCUCCAGUGCUGUGAGAGGAAAUGGAGAAUAGAGACAGGCUACUGAGAGGCAGUGGGUGUUACGGGUCAAGGUAGUUCUGCCAUUAAGGAUAUGUCACCCACUUUUGUCAUCUACCUGUGCCUUGCUAUUCUCUUUGCCUUGUUACUCCCUGUUUUCCUGCUUGCUGAAUGUCAGUAGAGAAAAUUAACCUGCACCAGGGGACAUAUGUGCAUGUGCCAAAACAGAAAGGAUUAGACACUACUGGUGCAACCCUGUAAGAGCUAUCAAAAAGGUGUUUUUUCCCUGUGUGAGACUAGAAAUAAUCAUCUAUGGCAGGGGUCUUCAAUGUUUUCUAAGCC